Drosophila grimshawi is the source of this 1861-nucleotide messenger RNA. RefSeq names its product putative aminopeptidase W07G4.4 (gene Dip-B). Gene Ontology annotation, cellular component: cytoplasm. The record is from RefSeq and is a predicted model, not a curated record. The transcript is spliced from 5 exons. The coding region runs from base 196 to 1716 and encodes 506 amino acids. Gene Ontology annotation, molecular function: metalloaminopeptidase activity; manganese ion binding. Lineage: Eukaryota; Metazoa; Arthropoda; Insecta; Diptera; Drosophilidae. Gene Ontology annotation, biological process: proteolysis.
UCGCAAGAGAAUUGCCAUCCGAUUGAAGUGUGUUUGUUCUGUGCUCUGUGUGGUGUGUAAGAAAAAGAAAAAAAACGACUCACCCAUUCCAGAAUUCCAUUGUUUUAUUUCAAUAUACAACAAUCUGUCAACGCUCAGUGACUGUCCGUUUGCCGUCCGCUGCAGUUGUACUUGCCACCGUUUAACGCUUUCAACAUGGGACUCGAGAAGCUAUUGCCCUGCACGGUUACCUUGUCCAAGAUCUUGGCCAAGUCUGGCCACGAUGUCCUUUGCGUCAUCGAUCGUGCUGUGCCCAACGAGCUGGCUGAGGUCUUUGAGGAGCAUCGCUCCUAUGACAAGGCCUUCGACAGUGUCGUCUCCUGCUUCAAGUCUAAUCUCGGUCUGCCUGUGAUCUAUGCUCCGGUGCAGGAGUUAACCGACUAUGACGAUGUCCGCUGCUAUCAGAAGGCAGCUGCCCAGUCGCUUCAGCGAGCCAUCAAGUCUGGAUUUAAGGCGCCACUUUUGGUGGUGCCCAACAGCAAACGCUUCUCGCAGGUGGAACUGUGUACGGUUCUUGGCGCCCUGGAGGAGCUCUAUGUGCCCAUUCAACUGCGCGAGGAAGUGCCCGAGAAGAAGAAACGCAUUAGUUCACUCUCCGUGCUGAUUAACAAUCCCAAUGCUGAAAAGAUCAUGAAGGAUGCUCUGGUCCUUGAGUCGGCUCGUCGCAUUGCCCGUGACAUUGGUGGCGGUGAUCCGGAGCGCAUGGCGCCACCUCUUGUGGAGGCGUACAUCGAGCCACUGUUCGCCAAUUUGUCGGUGACGGUGAUCAGCGAUGUGGAUGUGCUCAGCAAUGAGUAUCCGCUCUUUGAGGCCGUCAAUCGGGCUGCCAAUUGUGUGGAGCGGCAUCAGGGACGCAUCAUAUUCCUCGAGUAUAAGCCACCCAAGCCGGCGAGAAAAACUGUGAUGCUGGUGGGCAAGGGAGUCACCUACGACACUGGUGGCGCUGACAUCAAGGCUGGCGGCGUUAUGGCGGGCAUGUCCCGUGACAAGUGUGGCGCUGCUGCCGUUGCUGGUUUCAUGCAUGUGGUCAGUGAGCAGAAGCCCGAGGAUAUUCAUGUAAUUGGCGCCCUUUGCAUGGUGCGCAACUCCGUUGGCGAGGAGUGCUAUGUAUCCGAUGAGAUCAUAACGUCCCGUGCUGGUGUUCGUGUAAGAAUUGGCAACACCGAUGCCGAAGGCAGAAUGUGCAUGGCCGAUGUCCUGUGCCGCAUGAAGGAGAUGGCCAUUGAGAGAGAUCUGCCGAAUGCGCAUAUCUUUACCAUUGCCACGUUGACGGGUCAUGCUUUCAUUUCCGCUGGCGAGGGUCAGUCCAUCAUUGUCGACAAUAGUGUCGCCGCCAAGGAGGAUCAUGCACGCAAGCUGCAGGCCGCUGGCCAGACCUAUGGCGAACCCUUCGAGGUCUCUGUGCUGCGUCAAUGUGACUUUGACUUCAAUGCCCCCAAGGUCUUGGGCGAGGAUGUGGUCCAGUCAAAUUCGGCACCAUCUGUGAGGACACCACGUGGCCAUCAAGUGCCCGCUGCAUUCCUGAUCAAGGUCACCGGACUGGACAAACACGGCGUCGACUCGAAGAAGCCACUGAAGUACACCCAUCUGGACAUUGCCGGCAGUGCCGGCGAGUAUCCCAAUAUGCCAACAGCAGCGCCAAUUGUUGCCCUGGUCAAGACCCAUCUGAUUGAUUAGGUGCGAUUCAAUCUACACUAAACAAUAAAUAAAGCGCCGUACUUACACAUAUACAACUCUUUGUAAUCACCGUAUGCAUCACACAUACAUCUAAGCAUGUAUUUCUUAAUGUCAGAGUGAAUAAACUAAAGCUAUUGUAUUAUAA